Lepus europaeus (European hare) is the source of this 1581-nucleotide messenger RNA. Its product is annotated as endogenous retrovirus group K member 7 Env polyprotein-like. Bases 1 to 1581 code for a protein of 526 amino acids. The transcript has a single exon. Lineage: Eukaryota; Metazoa; Chordata; Mammalia; Lagomorpha; Leporidae. The record is from RefSeq and is a predicted model, not a curated record.
AUGUUUCCUCAAUUGUAUAAUAGAGACUGUCAGUUAGAAAUACCGUGCAAAACACCACAAAAUAUGCAACAAAUGCGAUAUAAUGCUACUAAUGUUACCCUCUAUAAUAGCUUGUGUUUUUCUAUGAACUCGCAGAGUCCCUGUAUACAGAUUCUUUCAUAUAACCUUAGUUGGAUACAUGACCCCUUUAAAUAUCUAAAUCCUGACCUCUCGAUCCCAAUGUUGCUCGAGGCCCUUACAAAGAUUGCUCUAGGGAGCACAAAUGGAACAGGAGGAGGAGGUAAUAGCACCGUGGCUAAUGUCACUACACUCCUGAUCACAGCCAACAUAACAGUCCCUUUUUUAAUACAGACAGAAACCAAUUCCAGUGCUUCAUGGAACAUAUCUAGACCUGUACCAAAGUGCAUCACUCGGGAAUUCAGCUAUCCCCCGCGAUUUGGUGAUUGCACAGAAAGUGUAGAAACCCAAGAACCGUAUAAAUUUUCUCCUAAAUUCAAAUUAUAUCAGAAACCCAAAGCGGGCAAUCCUUUAGCCUCCUGGGUAUUGUGGAAUAGACGUGGAGCUAGUAUGGAUUUGUCCCCUUUGGCAAGGCUUGAUUCUAUUAAUAUAAGCCUCUAUAAUGCUAGUGGCAGUUAUAACAUAACUAGUCACGUACUCGGUAACUUUACAUCGCAUUCUUUGCAUAAUAUGAGCCUCCUGUCUAGUCAUGUUUGUGUCGAUCCUCCCUUUAUUUUUCUUUUGACAGAUAAACAAGAUAAUGGGACGAUAAUAGAAUGUGCAGGAAAUGAUACAUGCUAUUUAACCCAGUGUUGGAAUGGAACCCAGAAAACUAUGGUAGUAAUGCGUGUACCUACCUAUGUUCCUAUACCAGUAGUGACUGACCCAGAGGAAUUUCCUUUAGCAGUCUUGUUUCGACAGCCACGGGACUUUGGGAUUAUAGCCAUUGUAAUGGCAAUUGUCGCCUCUGCCGCAGCGGCUGUUACGGCGGGAGUGGCCAUGGCUUCCACUGUCCAAACUGUGCAGACUAUUAAUGACGUCGUAAAAAGAUCAUCAGAUGCUCUAUUUGUCCAGGAACGCAUAAAUGAUCAUCUGGCUUCAGGGGUGCUACUAUUAAAUAAACGCAUGGACUUGCUGCAAGCAGCUAUGGAAGAUCUUUUUGAAGUCACCAGCCUAGGCUGCGUUCAGAGACUGCACCAUAUGUGUGUUAUGCCAUAUCCAGCCUCUCUAAAUGAGUCAAGAAAACUUGGGUCUUAUCUAUCAGGGAACUGGUCUAUGGAAUUUGGGGAACUUCAGCAAAAUCUUACUAUCAUGAUUUUGCAGCUGAAUGAAACUAGAGCAUCUGUUGUCACUCUGAAAGGGUUUUCUGAUUAUAUAUUACAGGGGUUACAAUGGUUCAAAGAAUGGGUGGGGGUUGAAUUGUUCGGAGCUGUAUUACUAUUAGGGCUGUUGUGUACUCUUUUUGUUCUUUUCCGAUUAGUACGGAGCCGCAAGCGCGAAAAAAUUGCUCUCCUGCAAGCAAUGGCCGCAAUUGAGGCAGGCAGUUCCCCCGCGGUUUGGCUCAGCAUGUUUAAAGAAGCUUAA